This is a messenger RNA of Physcomitrium patens, 4626 nucleotides long. RefSeq names its product pentatricopeptide repeat-containing protein At1g11290, chloroplastic. Gene Ontology annotation, biological process: RNA modification. Gene Ontology annotation, molecular function: RNA binding; zinc ion binding; protein binding. The record is from RefSeq and is a predicted model, not a curated record. Lineage: Eukaryota; Viridiplantae; Streptophyta; Bryopsida; Funariales; Funariaceae.
GUUUGAAGCCAUCAAUACCGCUUACAAUCACCUUUGCGGAACGCUUCUCUCACAUGUGCCUAUCAUUCACCUGCGUAAUCGCGAUCGCAUGUAGCUGGCGAUGAGUUUGAAAAACCCUAAACCCCGAACACUGAAUUCAGGUGUCGGAUUGUUUUGACGUGAUGACAAGUUUCGCACAGAUGUGUCUACGCGGUCAGCUGCUAGGUUUCCCGCAAGGAUGUUUCCUACAUGAUACUAUCUCCCAGCAAUUUCUCUGUGAGGGCUCAACGCGGUCGCGGGUUUUGUUACAGAAUCUCGGGGUAGUGAUGAACUGUUGGGUUCUUCGAAUAGCUACGUGGUGGAUUGUUUGAGGAGAUAAUGGAGUUGCUUGGUGUACUAGAUUGGCAGAGAUCGUCGCAGAUAUUGUUUCCGGUGUACUGCGGGAGGGAGACAUGAUUGAGCUGGUUUGUGGCGGAAUACGUUGCGAAUGUGAGGUGGGUCUUGAGCUUUCUAAGUUGGUACAGUGGAAAGAAGGGAAAAUGGUUUAGGGGAAGGAUGAGGUACAGCUUGGUUGUCGAGACGGGGAUGGCUAUGGUCUCUCUUUCUCUGCUGCGACACUUGUCAAUUGUCAUCCUCUCCCCAUUACAUAGGCGAGGUGGCCAUCACCACGUUGUACAACCCUUCAACUGUGGAGCUUAGAAGUACUGUGGAUUGGUUUGCAGGUAUGGAAGUUAACAUCCUUAUUCACGAUCAGAUCCUAGUUGGUUUUAUUGCGCAUUGAGCGAUUCAGUUAGUCGUUCUGGCGAUGCUCGAAACCUUGAGGGCAUUUAGUAGUCGUAAUAGUAGGUGAUUCAAUUGUAAAGUGCUCAGUGGUGAAGCACUGGAUUAAGAUGCACGGUCGGCAGCCAUCACCGCGGUUUUGGACAAGUGUUUCAUCGCUGUUGCUUACGAGGGUGCUUGGAGUACAAUCAUCUCGAUUUAUAGGUAUCAGGCAGUGGUGCUACAAUGGCAAAGCAUAUUUCAGGAAUUCUACACCUAUGUCACUCACUCCUAAUGAAGGGAGGCGAAGAAUUCAAGAGAGUGGUAGUACUUGGGAUGCAUCUGCCAAGGUUGGGAGGAAUACGUGGAAGGGGAAAUCUAUCAGGGGUGGAGUGCAGUUAUUGGGUAAAAGAGGAGUUCAAGCAAACUUGAACUUUUACGCCCGACGUUUGCAGGAGUGCGUUCAAGCCAAAUCUCUAGCUGAAGGCAAGAAGGUACACGAUCACAUGCGAAGUGCUCAGUUCGAGCCCGAUAUUUAUCUUAAUAACAUGCUCAUAAGUAUGUAUUCAAAGUGUGGGAGUAUUGAGGAUGCGAACAACGUGUUCCAAUCCAUGGAAGACAAGGAUGUGGUUUCUUGGAAUGCGAUGAUAUCUGGAUAUGCUCUGCAUGGACGGGGUCAGGAAGCGGUCGACCUUUUCUAUCAGAUGCAACGGGAGGGGUUGAAGCCGAAUCAGAAUUCGUUUAUAAGCAUCCUCAGUGCAUGUCAGACCCCAAUAGUUCUCGAAUUCGGAGAGCAAAUCCAUUCCCAUAUUACAAAAGCUGGAUAUGAAUCGGACGUUAAUGUGUCAACUGCUCUUAUUAACAUGUACUGUAAAUGUGGAAGCCUUGAACUUGCACGCAAGGUUUUCAACGAAAUGCGAGAAAGGAAUGUAGUUUCUUGGACUGCAAUGAUUUCUGGUUAUGUGCAACAUGGGGACAGUAAGGAGGCAUUUGUGUUGUUUCAAAAACUUAUUCGAAGUGGAACCCAGCCGAAUAAAGUUAGUUUUGCCAGCAUUCUUGGUGCAUGCACCAACCCCAAUGAUCUGGAGCAGGGUUUAAAGCUCCAUGCGUAUAUCAAGCAAGCUGGACUUGAGCAAGAGGUGCUUGUAGGAAAUGCCCUCAUUAGCAUGUAUGCAAGGUGUGGCAGCUUAGCAAAUGCACGUCAAGUAUUUGAUAACUUGCGGAGCCCCAAUCGAGUCUCCUGGAACGCUAUGAUUGCAGGGUACGGUGAAGGUUUCAUGGAGGAGGCUUUCAGACUUUUUAGAGACAUGCAACAGAAAGGUUUCCAGCCCGAUAGGUUCACGUAUGCAAGUCUUUUGGCUAUUUGUGCAGAUCGGGCAGAUCUAAAUCGGGGAAAAGAGCUCCAUUCCCAGAUUGUACGCACUGCUUGGGAAGCAGACGUGACUGUGGCAACUGCCCUGAUUAGCAUGUAUGCGAAGUGUGGGAGUCUGGAGGAAGCACGCAAAGUCUUCAAUCAAAUGCCAGAAAAAAAUGCCGUUUCUUGGAAUGCAUUUAUUGCUUGUUGCUGUCGACAUGGUUCUGAAAAGGAAGCUUUUCAGGUCUUCAAGCAGAUGCGCCGGGAUGAUGUUAUCCCAGACCAUGUAACUUUUAUUACGCUUUUGAACUCAUGUACUAGCCCCGAAGAUUUUGAGCGCGGUAGAUAUAUUCAUGGAAAGAUUGAUCAAUGGGGAAUGCUUUCUAACAACCUUGUCGCAAACGCUCUCAUCAGUAUGUAUGGGAGGUGUGGAAAACUAGCAGAUGCCCGGGAAGUAUUUUACAGAAUCCGAAGGCGGGAUCUAGGGUCAUGGAAUGCGAUGAUUGCGGCUUAUGUCCAGCAUGGUGCAAACGGAUCGGCUUUUGAUUUAUUCAUAAAAUACAAGAGUGAGGGAGGCAAAGGGGAUAAGUACACUUUUAUCAACGUUUUAAGGGCUAUAGCCAACUUGGAGGAUUUAGAUGCAGGCAGAAAGAUUCAUGGUCUUGUGGAGAAGGCUGGAUUAGAGAAAGAUAUUCGGAUUUUAACCACACUCAUUAAGAUGUACUCAAAGUGUGGGAGCUUGCGCGAUGCUUACAGUGUAUUCAAGAAUGUUCAAGAGAAAGAUGUGGUGUGUUGGAAUGCGAUGUUGGCUGCCUACAAUCACAGUGACCAUGGUCAGGAUGCUUUAAAAUUGUUUCAACAAAUGCGAUUGGAAGGUGUGAAUCCCGACAGUGCUACCUAUACUAGUGUGUUAAAUGCUUGUGCGAGAUUGGGAGCUAUUGAGCAUGGAAAAAAGUUUCAUACGCAGUUGAAAGAGGCUGCCAUGGAGACAGAUACCCGUGUGAGUAACGCUCUUAUUGAGAUGUACUCAAGAUGUGGAUGUCUUAGUUCUGCCAAUGAAGUCUUUGAGAAGAUGUCUAGACGAAAUACAAACUCGUGGAAUGCUUUGAUUGCUGGAUACUGUCAGAAUGGUCAAGGAAAUGUUGCUCUAGAAUAUUAUGAACAUAUGCUACGGGCUCGCAUUUCACCAAACAAGGCCACUUUUACAAGCAUCUUGUCUUCAUAUGCUCAACUGGGUGAAGAAGAGCAAGCCUUUGACUUCCUUGAAUCUAUUAAGGAGGAGUGGAACAUGGAGCCAUCAGAGCAGCAUUAUGCUUGCAUGGUUGCUGCUCUUGGUCGUGCCAGUCUUCUGAAAGAGGCUGAGGAGUUCAUUGAGGAAAUUUCAUCUGAAUCAGAUGCUUUAAUGUGGGAGUCUCUUCUGGUAGCAUGUAGAAUCCACCACAAUGUGGGACUUGCGGAAACAGCCGUGGAGCAUCUACUUGAUGUCAAGGCUCAAUCUUCGCCUGCAGUUUGUGAGCAGUUGAUGAAUAUUUAUGCUGCAGCAGGGAGGUGGGAGGACGUCUCUGUAAUAAAGGCCACUAUGAGAGAGGCAGGACUUUUGGCGCCCAAAUCUUGCACGAUUGAGGUUAACAGUGAAUUUCAUACUUUCAUGACAAACCAUUUUAGCCCACAAAUUGGUGUUGAGGAUAAAAUCGAAGAGCUAGUCUGGAAGAUGAUGGACAAGGGGUUUUUGCUGGAUCCUCAUUAUGCACCCAAUGAUUCCCGGGAAAAGGAACGCUUGUUCUCUCACUGCCCAGAACUGUUGGCUGUUGCAUAUGGUCUCGAACACACACCUCCUGGGGUCUUAGUUCGUUGUGUUACGGAUUCUCCGGUGACUGAUCCUAGCCACAGAAUGCUGAAAUUCAUAUCAAAGGCGUACAACCGUGGCAUUUUUGUGAGGGAUCCCAAUUGCUUUCACAACUUCAAAGACGGUAUUUGUUCAUGCGGAGAUUAUUGGUGACCAUCUGUGAAUUGAAAUGUUAAGAGAAGUGGCCGGCAAUUUUGUACAAUUUCGACAUAUGCUGAAACACGAGAUGAAUCUCUUCUCACUUCGUGCAAAUUUCAAAGUAUGGCACAUCCUCAGACUGACUUUUGUUAUCAUACAUUCUAGUUACUCGUAUUUUAUGAGCAAAAGCUCUUUUAGGCCCACCUUUAGCUAUUGGGUGAUUCUACAGCCAAAGAUUUAUUAUAAAGUGGCAUGGUGCAGACAAUCUAAAGAAGGGACAUCGUGCGCUUUUGGAAGCCUUGAUGGUCGUAGUUGCGAUAAACGACUCUGUUCAAUGUCACAGGUUAUGAUUUACAUAAACCAAGAUUUGGGAUUGAAAUAUUGCACAUAAUUAUGGAUGUGCGGCAUCAUAUAGAUUCGUGCAGCAUUGUGACCAAGACCCUACUAAGGAGUUAUCCUCAAUGCUUUUGUCUGUGUCGGAUAGUUGCGCACUUUUAAAUAUGUCGAUGUUCUUUGCAUCAUACAUCGAUAAUUGAUGUUCUUUGCAUCA